Arachis stenosperma is the source of this 3131-nucleotide messenger RNA. Its product is annotated as putative pentatricopeptide repeat-containing protein At5g37570. Lineage: Eukaryota; Viridiplantae; Streptophyta; Magnoliopsida; Fabales; Fabaceae. Gene Ontology annotation, biological process: RNA modification. The transcript has 3 exons. Gene Ontology annotation, molecular function: protein binding; RNA binding. Bases 1159 to 2904 code for a protein of 581 amino acids. The record is from RefSeq and is a predicted model, not a curated record.
AGCCCCAGCCCUAAGCCCCUUCCCCUGACCAAAACGCGCUCCUGCCUCUCUCUCAUCGAGCUCCUGCUCCUCGUCACUUCCAUCCAGCCACCGCCGCCAACGCAACUGCAAACUUGGAAGCCAUCGUCGCGGCGUCGCAUCUUCCUUCUCCUCCGUCACACAGCAACCGUCGCAACUUUUCUUCCCCUCCAUCGCGCAGCUACCGUCGAAGCCUCCGUCGCGCAGUCGUCCCGCCGGCACCAGCUCUGUUCCACCUUCAGCCUUCGAUCGUGCUCCUCUGCUCCCUGUCCCCCUCUUGCGCCAGCUCUGCCCUGUUCUGCGCUCCCUCAGUCCCUGAAUCACUUAGUUGGGCAUUUGGUUAAAUUGGGGAUAAUUGUGCAGAACCAUAUAUGCUUGAAAGGAUGACUGGAUGGAGGUUGCAGUUCUUAUUUUAGCUGGUUGUUGUUUUAAUUAGUGGGUUGCAGUUCCAGUUCUUGUUUCGAUUGGAUUAACUUGUUUUUGUUAACUUGUUUUUGUUAACUUGUUUUGUUAUGUUGUUGAUCUUGUUAAUUUAUUAAUUUGAUAAAUUGUGAUUGUUAUGAUGUUGUGUUGUUCUUUACAUUUUGAUAAUUUGUUAAUUUGGUAAAUUGUUUUUGUUGUGGAUUGUUGUUCUUAAUCUUGAUCUUAUUAUUGUUGUUUGUCAUUGGUUGUUGUUAACUAAAUUUUGUUAUUAGCUAGAUGAUAGUAUCAAUCAAUUUAAUUCAUUAUUCUUGACUAAUUCAUUGUUCUUGACUUCUUGUCAUUGGGUUGCUGUUUGAUCUUAGAUUAUGUAUUUGGGAAUUUUGAUGCUUGAUGGCAAAUUUUGAUGUUGGUAUUUUAUAUUUGGUUGUUUUUUUUUGUUAUUUGACUUUUGAGUUUAUAUUUGAAUGAUAUUAUAACAUUAUGGUUGAUCUAAUACUUUUAAUUUGGAUGAUAUUUUAAAUUUUAUAUUAGAUUAUAAUUAUGUUUUAAUGUGUUUAUUUAUUAUUUUAUUAUAAAACGGUUAUUUCGGUUGAACCGAUUGAACUAAUGAACCAGUGAAUCAGUAACUAGAACGGUUCGAUGACCGGUUCAGUUUUCAGAACCAGUGUAAUACCAGUAUACCGUUACACUUGAAAAUUUUCCUUUAUAAGAUGAGAUAUGGUUAACCUAAUGAUUAUUAUUAUUUAUUUAUGCAUGAAGUUUUAUACAGGAACCGCUUCAUUACAUUCCCAACCCCCAAAAGCUUCACCUUUGUUAACACAGUUCCUCAACACUUCUACAACCAUUCUUCAUCUCAAACAGACCCAGGCCUUUGCUCUUAAACUCCUCUCUCACCAACCGCAUCAAUACAAUCACUUCUUGGGUCGUUUGUUUCUGAGGAUUCUUCGUCUUAAUGUCGAAAUAUCUAAUCUCUGCUAUGCCCACAAACUGUUUGAUGAAAUGCCAAACUGCCCAAACAGCUUCCUUUGGACAUCCCUUAUUCGCGCGUUUAUAUCUGGCACCCAAUUUCGCCAUGGAAUUUCCACCUAUGCUAGGAUGCACCAAAAUGGGGUCUUGCCAUCUGAGUUUACCUAUUCCACAGUCCUCAAUGCAUGCGGACGUAUCCCCGCCACGUUCGAAGGGACACAAGUUCAUGCUAGGGUGGUGCAGUCAGGUUUCUUGGGGAACAAGUUUAUGCAAACCGCUUUACUUGACAUGUAUGCAAAGUUUGGUAGUGUUUUCGAUGCAAGGGUAGUGUUUGACAGGAUGUGUAAUAGAGACCUAGUUGCAUGGACGGCAAUGAUUUGUGGGUAUGCCAAGGCGGGGAUGAUGAUUCAUGCGAGGUGGUUGUUUGAUAACAUGGGGGAGAAGAAUUCUUUUACUUGGACUACUAUGGUUGCAGGGUAUGCAAAUAGUGGAGACAUGAAAUCAGCCAAGAAAUUGUAUGAUGCCAUGGACGAGGAGAAUAAGAGUGUGGUCACGUGGGUAGCAAUGAUAGCUGGUUAUGGGAAGUUCGGUAACGUAAGUGAAGCAAAAAGGGUGUUUGAUAGGAUAUCAACGCCACGUGAUCCGUCAGCAUGUGCAGCAAUGCUGGCUUGUUAUGCCCAAAAUGGGUAUGCAAAGGAAGCUAUUGACAUGUAUAAGAAAAUGAGGCAAUCAAAAAUUAAAAUCACUGAGGUGGCAAUGGUGGGUGCUUUAUCAGCAUGUGCACAACUUAGGGAUAUUAAAAUGUCAAGUACAUUGACAGAACAUGUUGAGGAGAGUAUUUAUGAUAGGAUAUAUAUUAUAUCCAAUUCAUUGAUCCACAUGCAUUCCAAAUGUGGAAACAUAAACUUAGCUUGGACGGAAUUCAGUAGAAUGAAAUACAGAGAUGUGUAUAGUUAUAGUUCAAUGAUUGCAGCCUUUGCUGAGCAUGGGAAAUCACAAGAUGCUAUAGAUCUUUUCCUAAAGAUGCAGAAGGAAGGAUUGCAACCAAACCAGGUUACAUUCGUGGGUCUCCUCAAUGCAUGUAGUUCUUCAGCUCUCGUCGACGAAGGUUGUAGGUAUUUUCGGACUAUGACUGAGGUAUUUGGUAUUCAGCCCUUACCCGAGCAUUAUGCUUGCAUGGUAGAUCUGCUUGGGAGGGCUGGGCAACUUGAAAGGGCAUACUGUCUCAUAAAGCAGAAUGCAAGCGCCGAUGCAACCACCUGGGGUUCUUUAUUAGCUGCUUGCAGGGUUUAUGGCAAUGUGGAAUUGGGUGAGACAGCUGCUAGACAUCUCACCAUGAUUGACCCUGAGGAUUCAGGAAAUUAUGUGCUUCUAGCAAACACUUAUGCAUCGAAGGACAAAUGGGAACAUGCAGAAGAAGUUAGGAAGUUCAUGAGUGAAAAGGGAAUGAAAAAACCUUCAGGGCAUAGUUGGAUACAAAGAGAGAUAAGUGGAUAGUUUAGAGAUGAAAUAUUUUGAUUGUUAAUCUUCUGCUUGUUAGAUACAUUCUUUCUGCCAAUGUAAUGGCAUGAAUUCCUUCUGCAUUUCCAAAGUUCUUUCCAAUGAUGGAUGCUAGAGAAGAAGCACGUUCAUUGUUAAAACAAUGUAAUUAACUUUAGCCUAUUACUAUGGAUUGUACCUUAAAACAAUAGUUGCAAGUAAUUAGAUCAUGUUUUCUCUUUGUU